Molecule: messenger RNA, 309 nt
Organism: Glarea lozoyensis ATCC 20868
Lineage: Eukaryota; Fungi; Ascomycota; Leotiomycetes; Helotiales; Helotiaceae
Exons: 1
Coding region: 1-309 (102 amino acids)
Source: RefSeq, a predicted model, not a curated record
AUGGAAAUUGUGAGCCUGGAGACCGGACGGUACAGUCAGUCGGCCGGUAUCUCCACGUACUCGAGUCCCCGGUACUCCUACUCUAAACCGCCAGUCUUUCACCGGGCUCCUGCUGUACACCGAAUGUUGGUUCAUCUCAGCCGUGCCGAUGCAUUCAAACAGCUUCUUGCUUCCUACUGGCUACGAGCUGGUAGGGACGUUGUUGGAUGGAGGGAUCCUGCUGGCAAGGGCUUCGCAGCUCCAAAUCAUCAUCGUCUUAACUCGUGGGUUCGAGGAACUACCAACCCGAGGCUCUGGUCAGGGCGAUAA